Poecilia latipinna (sailfin molly) is the source of this 957-nucleotide messenger RNA. RefSeq names its product visinin-like 1a (gene vsnl1a). Lineage: Eukaryota; Metazoa; Chordata; Actinopteri; Cyprinodontiformes; Poeciliidae. The record is from RefSeq and is a predicted model, not a curated record. The transcript is spliced from 4 exons. Gene Ontology annotation, molecular function: calcium ion binding. The coding region runs from base 277 to 852 and encodes 191 amino acids.
CUUCGUGUUCAGCAGCAUCUUUCUGUGGAUCUGCACCCCGUACUUUCUGACUCUCCUCCUCCAAACAGUGGAACAAAUAGCAAUAUUGGAAAAAAGAAGCAGACAUUAAAGCCGUGAGCCUCUUGUUUCGCGGUAGGAGCAUUUCAUACGACUGAGGUGCUUGUUUUGUUUCUUUCCCCCCACCCCCCUCGUCCUCGGAGGGUUUUUGAAACCACUCCAGACACCAGACCGCCGGACUUCUCUCGUUGACUUCACACUCUCACAAGGGAAAAAAAAAUGGGGAAACAGAACAGCAAGCUGACCCCUGAAGUGAUGGAGGACCUGGUGAAGAACACGGAGUUCAACGAGCACGAGCUGAAGCAGUGGUACAAGGGAUUUCUGAAGGACUGCCCCACCGGCCGGCUAAACCUGGAUGAGUUCCAGCAGCUCUACGUCAAGUUCUUCCCUUACGGCGACGCGUCCAAGUUCGCCCAGCACGCUUUCAGGACCUUCGACAAAAACGGCGACGGCACCAUCGACUUCAGAGAGUUCAUCUGCGCACUGUCCAUCACAUCGCGAGGCAGCUUCGAGCAGAAACUCAACUGGGCCUUCAACAUGUACGACCUGGACGGAGAUGGCAAAAUCACACGGGUGGAGAUGCUGGAGAUCAUCGAGGCGAUCUACAAAAUGGUCGGCACGGUGAUCAUGAUGAAAAUGAACGAAGAUGGCUUGACGCCCGAGCAGAGGGUAGACAAGAUCUUCUCCAAGAUGGAUAAGAACAACGACGACCAGAUCACGCUGGAGGAGUUCAAAGAGGCGGCCAAGAGUGACCCGUCCAUCGUACUACUGCUGCAGUGCGACCUCCAGAAAUAGGCCGGGACGCGGCAGAGAGAGCGCCCCCACCAGCCGCCACAGACUGCACAGAAAGAAUUUCAUGUUCCAUUCAGUUUGCAGCUAUUUCCACUGAAAAAAAAAAGA